Molecule: messenger RNA, 1388 nt
Organism: Fopius arisanus
Lineage: Eukaryota; Metazoa; Arthropoda; Insecta; Hymenoptera; Braconidae
Gene: otp
Product: orthopedia
Exons: 6
Coding region: 157-1197 (346 amino acids)
Biological process (GO): regulation of DNA-templated transcription; neuron differentiation
Molecular function (GO): DNA-binding transcription factor activity, RNA polymerase II-specific; DNA binding
Source: RefSeq, a predicted model, not a curated record
GUUCGGUCCGAACGUCAGUUCACCGGUUAUCCAACAACAAAUAAUAAACAAUAAAAUAGUGUGGGUGAUUGUUAUCGAUCGUUUUUGGUAGAUCAAAGUGUUACCAUUGAACGAAAAUUCGUACGCGGUGUGCAGGAGUAUUGCUCCUGGGGAGGCAUGCUCAACAAUAUCUCCGCUGGAGCUUCCGUCCAUGGCAUCACCGGAACGAAGGAACUUCACGCACAGGAGCUGAAGCACGAGAAAUUGGAGAGCGUGCUGGGGGCGAAUUUGGCUGGUACUCUGUCCAGUGGUGGAGGCCUGACACUCCAUCAAGAAUUGAUAAUGGGGAUGCCGGGAGCAGGUAAUGCUGGGGCUAUUGGUCAGGGUGACGACAAACCGGCGAAACAGAAGAGACACCGAACGCGAUUUACACCAGCACAGUUGAACGAAUUGGAGAGGUGCUUCGGCAAGACCCACUACCCGGACAUCUUCCUCAGGGAAGAAAUCGCCAUGAGGAUCGGACUCACCGAGAGUAGAGUGCAAGUUUGGUUCCAGAAUCGUCGAGCCAAGUGGAAAAAACGCAAGAAGACGACGAAUGUCUUUAGAACACCUGGUGCAUUGCUACCGUCUCAUGGAUUGCCGCCUUUUGGGGCGAUGGGUUCAGAUUUGUGUGGGGCCGCAGCUGGAAUGUUCCACGCACCCACCGACCGGUGGGGAAUGGGUCCAGGUCUUGGGCAGCUGGGCCAGGGUGGAAUGGGCAUGGCUGGAUUUGGGCAGAGUCUGGGUCAGCUCAGCCAGCAGAGUUCAGGUGGUCUGGGCUCUAGUCUUGGACUUGGCAACUCAACACUGCCCAUCAGUAGUCCCUCGCAGACUGUUUAUCAAGCUAGUUAUGGACUUAAUUCCUUGGGUGGUGUUCAUGUGUCAGCGUCCCGGGGUUCGCCACCGGGUGCCUUGACAGUGGGUACCGGUGGACAGGGUGGGCUAGGGGGUGGUAUGAACUGCGGCCAGGGCUCACCAGGUGCGGCAUCCGGCAGUGGUGGUGGUGUUUCCUGUGUUAGUGGCGAUGGUGAAGCAUCAGAUUGGAGAGGUGCACACAGUAUUGCAGCCCUGAGGCGUCGUGCAUCCGACGCAUCCCAGCAAUACAGCCCUCAGCCGCCACCACCCCCAGGACCGCCCCAGUACUCGUCCCACGAUCUCGAAUACAGUUCCGUGUACUGAACUCCAUCUCUUCCAGAUAAAUAAUAAAUUGUUAAUCUCCCACGAGGAGAUCAAACCGGAAAUCAUUGGUAUACGAACGUUUUUCAUUUUAAUCAUUUUCUCCACGAGGCAUUCUACGUUAAUUCCAACGGAAUUGAAAUUAAAAAAUUUUCAUUGCCCAUUUUUUAAUUUUUCAUUGAUAAUACAAUCAA